AAUCUACAACCUGCACUCAGUGUGGAAAGAGUUUCUCAACCAAACAAAGUCUUGAGGUUCACAUGAGGAUCCACACCGGAGAGAAGCCGUUCAAAUGUGAUCGGUGUGGAAAGAGCUUCAGUCAAUCAUCAAACCUUAAAGAUCACAUGAGGAUCCAUAAUGGAGAGAAGCCGUUCACAUGUGAUCAGUGUGGGAAGAGUUUCACAAGAUCAGAAUGCCUUAAGUUACACAUGAUGAUCCACACCGGAGAGAAGCCAUUCACAUGUGAUCAAUGCGGAUGGAAAUUCUUAACCAAACAAAAGUUUGAGGUUCAUGUCAGAGUUCAUACUGGAGAAAGACCGUUCAUAUGUGAUCAAUGCGGGAAGAGCUUUAUGGAUUUGUCAAAACAUAAAAGACACAUGAAAAUCCACACUGGAGAGAAGCCGUACGCAUGUGAUAAAUGUGGGUUUAGUUUCAUAGAAUCAGGUAAACUUAAGAGACACAUGAUGAUCCACACUGGAGAGAAGCCGUAUACAUGCAUUACAUGUGGGAAGAGUUUCAGGGAUUCAGGACCCCUUAAGAUUCACAUGAGAAUUCACACUGGAGAAAAGUCUUUCAUGUGUGAACAGUGUGAAAAGAGAUUCUCAACCAAACAUAGUCUUGAGCUUCACAUGAGAAUUCAUACUGGAGAGAAGCCGUUCACAUGUGAUCAGUGCAGGAAGAGAUUCAGAGAUAAACCAAGUCUUGAGAUUCACAUGAGAAUUCACACCGGCGAGCCAUACAUGUGUGUUGAGUGUGAAAAGAGAUUCGCUUACAGAAAAAGUCUUAUUGCUCACAUGAGGAUUCAUACUGGAGAGAAGACGCACACAUGUGAUCACUGUGGCAAAAUAUUUAUUGGGUCAUCAGCCCUGAAGAAACACCUGACAGUUCAUACGAAGGAGAAGCCACAUUCAUGUUCUGUGUGUGGAAAGAGUUUUUCACUGCUGCAAAUUUUACAGAUACAUCAGAAAAUACACACUGGUGUGAAAGAGUACAUGUGCUUUGAGUGUGAGAAGACUUUUAUUACAGCCGGUGAAUUAAAACUGCAUCAGAGAAUUCACACUGGAGAAAAACCUUACAAGUGUUCACACUGUGGCAAGAGAUUCAGUCGGUCAACACAUCUGAAAACACAUGAGAUGAUCCACAGCAGAGAGAAGCCGCACACGUGUGAUCAGUGUGGAAAGAGUUUCUCUUGUAAAAGUCACCUGAAGCGACACAUGAAGAUCCACUUAGUUUCCUGUCCUGUAUUGGUGAAGGACUGUCAGUCUACUUGGGACCUGCCAGCGCCUUUUCCUGACCUAAAAGGUCACAAUGUGCCUAAAUCCAGGUUGCUUCUGUCUAUCGGUCCAUACCCGAUGGAGGAGAGUGAAGAACUGAGUGAAGUGGAGGAGAAUCAUCAUGUCAAACCUGGAGAAAAACCUUUGAGUCGCUCAAAGACUCAAAAGACAUUUUUAAAGAAAAGAAGAGCAGAGAAAUCUUUUACCUGUUCUCAGUGUGGAAAGAGUUUGGCAACCAAACAAAGUCUUGAGCUUCACAUGAGGAUCCACACCAGAGAGAAGCCGUUCACAUGUGAUCAGUGUGGAAAGAGUUUCUCAGAGAAACAAAAUCUUGAGGUUCAUGUAAGAGUUCAUACUGGAGAGAGACCGUUCACAUGUGAUCAGUGUGGGAAGAGCUUCAAACAUAAAUCAAGUCUUGAGCUUCACAUGAGAGUUCACACCGGAGAGAAGCCAUACAUGUGUGUUCAGUGUGAAAAGAGAUUCACUCACAGACAAAAUCUUGAUGCUCACAUGAUGAUCCACACCGGAGAGAAGCCAUUCACAUGUGAUCAGUGUGGGAAAACAUUCAUUGGGUCAUCAAACCUGAAGAGACACCUGACAGUUCAUACGAAGGAGAAGCCACAUUCAUGUUCUGUGUGUGGAAAGAGUUUUUCACAGCUGCAAAAUUUACUUACUCACCAGAAAAUACACACUGGUGUGAGAGAGUACAUGUGCUUUGAGUGUGAGAAGAUUUUUAUUUCAGCUGGACAUUUAAAACUGCACCAGAGAAUUCACACUGGAGAAAAACCUUACAAGUGUUCACACUGUGACAGGAGAUUCAGUCAGUCAUCACAUUUGAAAAUACAUGAGAGGAUUCACACUGGAGAAAAACCUUACAAGUGUUCACACUGUGACAAGAGAUUCAGUGUGUCAUCAUCUCUGAAAACACAUGAGAGGAUCCACAGCAGAGAGAAGCCGCACACGUGUGAUCAGUGCGGAAAGAGUUUCUCUUUUAAAAGUCACCUGAAGCUUCACAUGAAGAUCCAUGCAGUGGAGAAACCACUUAGUAGAGAACACUUUCCUAACAGCCAUGAUGAGUGACGGACAUUUUGUUGGUUGAUUGUAGGGGUGGGUGAUCUGAUGAGUUUAUAUCAUGUUUUAUCUUGAAGACAUCCAUGAACCACUUUUCAAGAUGAUCAUAGAGAUUGUGAUCUUUUAUAUCUUCGUAAUAAUGUUAAAACUACACCAAUGAAUGCCCAUUAGAUGGUUGUGCUGACUGGCCAAAUUAUAUCACUCAUCUCCAUCAUGAAUGGUUACCAUUUCAUGAAUGGUUACGUUUUUGAAUAACAAUUCAAUACAAGCUAGCAAUAUAUUUACAUUACAUUUAUAUUUAUUCAUUUGGCAGAUGCUCUUAUCCAAAGUGAUGAAAGUGAGGAAUACAACAAGCGAUUCUUCAUGAUGAGACAAGACACAAGAAGUGCUCACAAUAUAAGUUAUAGGCAGUGCUCAGAAUAUUAUAAACUACAAUAGAGAUGGAUUAGAAGAAGUGAAAGGAUAGGAAUCUGCAUUAUUUUGAUAAUUAAUCUAUCGAUUAUUGGAACGAUUAAUCGACUGAUCAUAGAUUAUUAUACUGGUUUAUCAGUAUGCUUUGUUAGAUUAUUCCACUAGCAAUUAGUUAAAAUAUCGAGUUAUACUUUAACUAAUCAUUAAAACAAGAAAAACUUCAGCUUUUGAAAGUGUAUUCUGCAACAUGUAUAAAUGUGUGUGUAGGUGUGUGUGUUUGUGUUAGAUAUUAGUUUGUGUUAGAAUAAUUAAUAAAGUCUCUGGUGGAUUUUUAAA
Megalobrama amblycephala (Wuchang bream) is the source of this 3113-nucleotide messenger RNA. Its product is annotated as zinc finger protein 850-like. Lineage: Eukaryota; Metazoa; Chordata; Actinopteri; Cypriniformes; Xenocyprididae. The record is from RefSeq and is a predicted model, not a curated record. The transcript is spliced from 3 exons. Bases 63 to 2375 code for a protein of 770 amino acids.